AUGGUACCAAAAGGCAAGAAUCAAGAACAUUCUAUUGACCGGACCAAUGUUGCCAGAAAAAAAGCCAAACGAGCGAGUGAAGAGCUUCGAGACUCAGAAUUCACAGCGUCUAAUGGAUGGCUUCACAGAUUCAAGAAAAGGUUUAACAUUAAAAGCAAAGUCAUAAGUGGUGAGGCAGGAGGUGUUAGGGAGGAAACUGUGACAUCUUGGCAAGAGCGCUUGGCCGAAUAUCUUGAGCAGCUACUCCCCAGAGAACAUCUUCAACAUGGACGAGACGGUCAGCCUAAAGCCUGGAUGGGUUUUAAUAUCCUAGAUGACGUGCUACCCAGGCUUAACCGGAAAUUAGCACGAGAGCGAAGGAAUGUUAUUUUAUUUCUCGACAAAACCCCUUACCAUCCUCCAGAUAUGAAAGGCAAAUACGAUCACAUCAAGAUUGUGUUUUUCCCACCAAAUUGUACAUCCAGACUCCAGCCUCUUGAUCUUGGAAUAAUUCAAACAUUCAAGCUAAAAUACAUGAAACUGAUGCUGACACAUGUCGUCAGCAAAAUAGAUGACUGCAACUCUGCCACUGAGAUGUCCAAGUCUGUGGAUUUACUCCAAGCCAUUAGAUGGAUUUCCCAGGCCUGGGAAAACGUGUCAGAAUCAACUAUUAAGAAAUGCUUUAUAAAGGUUGGUUUUCUUUCGGAAGACGAAUCUCUAGCUUCAUUUCCUGAGGAACACCAAGAGUCUGAUCCAUUCCAGGAACUAGAAGAUAGUGAAUUGGUGCAGGUGAAUUCAUUGUUGCGCGAUACAAGUUGCGCAUCUGGCACAGAUGUACCUUCAGCAGGUGAAGCCUUAAAAGCAGAUUCUACUCUGCCAACGUGCGCCUAG
Messenger RNA from Stylophora pistillata, 870 nucleotides. Its product is annotated as tigger transposable element-derived protein 6-like. Lineage: Eukaryota; Metazoa; Cnidaria; Anthozoa; Scleractinia; Pocilloporidae. The record is from RefSeq and is a predicted model, not a curated record.